This is a messenger RNA of Solenopsis invicta (red fire ant), 5276 nucleotides long. It is a transcript of the gene Slip1, whose product is annotated as slo-interacting protein 1. The coding region runs from base 725 to 3247 and encodes 840 amino acids. NCBI's taxonomy places the organism in Eukaryota, Metazoa, Arthropoda, Insecta, Hymenoptera, Formicidae. Gene Ontology annotation, molecular function: protein binding. The transcript is spliced from 11 exons. The record is from RefSeq and is a predicted model, not a curated record.
GCGCUCACUUCAGUCCGCUUCAGUCCACGCCGAGUUGCCGCGCGCGUCGGUGGAGAUUCCGGUGGUUUCGUGUUACCGUACGUCGUGACCGUGUCUCGCGUUGUGCCGCUACAAAAAUCUCAUCGCGAAAACGCGUUUCAAGAUCGAAACGAAACUGUUGCCGGCGACAACAGCAUGGUGAAUCGGCCGCGGGGGCGACGAUGAGCCGGCAGCGCGUUCCGCGUCAAGUUCGCUAUCGGCCGGAACAAGUGAAACCGUUAGUGUGACGAGUGUGUCGCGUGCCUGACCACUCCUCUUUCGUUGCAUUGUUGUUGAUUAUAUUGUUGCUCCGCUCUGCUUCGCUCUGCCUGCAUACUCCACUGCGCACCACUCGACCCGUCACACGGAUAUUCGGGAUCAUUAGCCGUCGCCGGACAGCAGGACCAACCAGUCGUCAAGCCGCGCGCGAUGGACUUCGUAAUAUUAAAGGUAUGUGUGAUUCAGUAGAGUGCCGCAAUUUCUUUGACAUUCUAAACGAGAGGAGGCUUUGCGAUCUUCGAUCCGGUAAGCAAUGGACUGUAGGACAUGGACAAAGCUUGACGUAUCCCGAUCGCUGGUACUUGUAUGAUUCAUGAACUUAACUGAUUCGUAGACGUUCUCCAUUGUCGGUACGUUGUACUUUUAAUUCCAAUUACUCAUACGAGAUCACAAGUUCUAGACGUAUAAUUUCAAAAGUGAUGAAGCUAUGGACGUUGUCACGUGCGACGUUGUUGCGGUGCAAUAUGCAAGCGUGAACGGACAGGACGUUUCAAAUUCUAGUCACGAGGAUGCUGUGCGCUGUUUCCAGUCGGCUCAGGAGCCAAUUAUCGUCGAGGUCCUUCGACGACAACCCAGUGGGCAUCAACAAGUACCUCACACGCCCUCGAAAGAGCACGAAAGGAUCAUGUGUCAGGAUAAAAAUGAAGGGACGACGAACGGCAAGGGCGCGACAGCAAACGACGAGCAAACAUGCAACGAUGACGUAAAGAAAGAUAAUACAGCGUGUUCCUUAAUAUCGACUGCGGUUCAAACGGACUGGGCUGGUCUCAUAGAGGAAGAGGAGUUACUUCCGGUUCCUCUCGUCGUUGAUGAACAAGCGAAUGACAGUUUCGAGGAUUUUCUCGCGCAUGACAUCGAUUUUGAGGAAGUGACGUUGCGGAAAAGCGGGAGUGCCGAGAAGCUCGGACUGACGGUGUGCUACAGUUCCGGUUCCGGCAGUGAGGACGCCGACACUGAGGUUUACAUUUCGGAAAUAGUUCCUGAAAGCCUCGCGGCCCGAGACGGCCGGUUGCGUGAAGGAGAUCAAAUUUUGCGGGUCAAUGGCAAGGAUGUCGCGAACAAGGAGCAGACUGAGAACUUGUUUGCGGAGACGAAAAACGCGGUGACUAUUCUCGUCAGCCGAUGUGUAUAUCAAGACGAUGAAUACGAUGACAGGCGCAUCUAUCAUCAGGGUUCGCCGCCGCUCUCGCCCGAGAACCUGCCAGCGUAUCAGAACAGCAUGAUCGAGCAGCUGAUCCGUCAACAGCAGCAGCAAACGGAAGAGCGUACCAAAGAGAGCGAGGUAAACAAUUGCACCCUGAAAGCACCUCCACCAAUACCAUCUCACACUCAGCAGCAGCAGCAACAGCAACAGCAGCAACAACCGCCUCAACAGCCAUCGCUGCCGCAACAACAACAGCAGCAGCAAACUGUCAAUUUUUCCACAAACUCGUCGUCUACGUGUUCAUCGCAAAACUCACAUAAAUCCGGUAAGAACGCGAUCUCGCCGGCGCAUCACACGGAAGAGCGCAACAAGCAGUGGCUGCAAGAAUCAUUGAAGGAUUGUUCGAAAAGGCUCGAGGGUAUAUCCCUGCGCGGCCAACAGUCCUCCGGCCCACUGACGGCAGCACCGCCGUCGGUGAAACUCAUUGAGCCAUACUCGAGCCACGUAUGGAGCGACACCGAACAUAUCUACGAGACGAUACCGGAGUCGGACAGCGAACCAAUCUACUCGUCGCCGUACGAACAUCACCAGCAGCAUUGGACGCAGCAAGCGAACCACGUUGUUGUUGCGACAACGCAGUUGCAACAGCAAUGCGCAGCGGCGCAGAAUCAUCUGGCCAGCGGUCAGCCGAACCAAAAAUGGCACUCCUCCUCGAAGAGUAACAGCUCCGGCGAGGAGAAGGACAGCUCGAGCGCUUACAACACCGGCGAGUCCUGCCAUAGCAAUCCUCUGACUCUGGAAUUGCAUCAGGGCGAAAGAGAUCAUCACAAGAGCACGCUGGUACUGUGUCCGCCGAAGACGCCGCAGCAGCAACAAUCACAGCAGCAGCAGCAGCAGCAACAACAACAACAGCAGCAGAAGCUUGGUUGUAACUGCCCCAUGCCCGUGACGCCGACCGCGACAUCCGCGUUAGCAAGACAAUCGUCGAAAAAUCAGAGCGUGAAAAAGAGCUCGUCGACGUCGCAUCAUCACAGAGAUCGCAAUGAACCUUCAUCGAUAAACGCCAAUACGCUACCGGCCGACACUAUGUACACAAACGUGGCCAAUCUGCAGCAGACGAUGAUGCUGCAGCAGCAACUAUUUAAACAGGCACUCAACCGCAAAAAUCUCACGACGUCCAGGGAGAUGUCCACGGGCGGUGCGAGGAAAUCCAGAUCGCACGGCAACUUCCAGGCGCCGAAUCUCACGCAGUACCAAUUCGUCGGUAGUCAGCAGGUGUGCACGUCCACCACGUGGAUACCGCCGGAGGACAAGAGCGAGGUGCAAAUGGAAUGGAAGGUGAAAAGGAGAGCGGACGGGACGAGAUACAUCGCCAGACGGCCCGUCAGAAAUCGGAUACUUCGGAAUCGAGCGAUUAAGAUAACCGAGGAAAGAGCCGGUCACACUACCGAAGACGACACCAUGUCGGAAAUGAAAGCUGGACGCUACUGGAGCAAAGAGGAGCGUAAGCGGCAGCUGGAACGCGCGCGCGAGCGCAAGCAGCGUCAGCAGGAGCUGAUGUUGCAGCAGCAACAGCAAAUGCAACAGACCAAUGAUCUGCUGAUAUGCGAGCACACAGAGGACAAGGUGUCGAAAAAGCCAUUGAACAUUGUCGAAUUAAGUCAUAAAAAAAUGGCGCGUAAAAAGACGACCUUGGAUGAUUUCACCACUGUACAAGAGAUGCUAGUUCACGGGAACAGGGUAGGUGCAGGUGGACCUGGCACCGGGGGGAAAUUAAUGGGUCUGUUGUCAGUUACCACGGUGUAAGCGGACUCGUGUUGUGUACUCUUAAUACUUGCCAAGCAGUGAAUAUCGGUUGCACGAAUAUCGAAACGCUUGAAACGAAUACGAGGGUACGAUUUUACAGACACAAUUUUAUCGCGCGAAUAACUACGACGAUUUUGUGUGGGGAAAGCCUGAAACAUUUGCGCGGCUUAGCACACAAACUCGUUCAUUUCGAAUUAUCUUUUAUACCGACUUUCCACCCUCAAAUAUGUGCCUCAUGCAGCGAAGGCAACGUCCUAAAGUCAGAUGACCCUUCCAAAAGUUGGUGAAAGGUCUAGCGUUCGUCUGAAUAGUCCGUAUAAAAUUGCUUGCUUGAUAUAUGUGUAUGUAUAUGAUACAAGCGUAUAAAAUUGAUUUAGCAAUUGCAUCCCUGAUGAAAAAAAAAUCUCAUGAUAUCUCAACUUUAAAGAAUUUUUUAUAUUUUAAAUUUAUUAAGAUUUAAAAAAAAAAUAAAUAUACUAUACUCUUUUACAUCUUAUGUGUCUUUUGAAAAUUAUAAAAGAAGAAAUCUUAGAACAUUUCAGAUGUAUCAUUUACAUGUAUCAAGAAUUCUAGAAAAGACUUACUUUUUUAGUAUUGUUGAAAAGUGCUUCAAUCAUACAAAAAAUAUCAGAAAAAUUUUUCAUAUUAUGAAAUUAUUUAGAAAUUGUGAAAAAUUACGUAUGAAGAAUUUUUUACAAAUUUUCGGAGGUGAUUAUACACCGAAAAUACAAAUAAGUUAUUUUUUAUUUUCUUCUUAGUGAACACAAAAUAAAACGUUGGAUAAUAUUCAACCUUUUAUGAUAAAAACUUGAAAAUCUGCAGUUUACAAUUGCAAUCAAACAAGAGGAGCUUAAAUGUCGCUGUUAUACGUGAACACGAAGUAAAGUGAAGUUUGUACCAGGUUCCCUUUAAUUAAUCUUGUAAAUAAUUAUAUAGCACGACGGCACAUAUAUAGAUCGUUUUGCAUACAGGACGAAAAAUAUUCUACGAGCAAAGAUCAGUGGAUUGUAGGUUUGUAGAUAUGUAUGAUAAGCGAUAAGUAUUAACGUGGCACGCAUCAAUAUCCAUUUUGCUUUGUUCAUAUGACGGAGAUCAUAGCAGUACAUUGUAUAUCCAUUAUCUUAAGGACCAUCAUCUUAACACUGAUUCCAUUAUGAACUUAUUUUUGUGAACGUACGCGUCGAACGAUCUGUUUCGAUUCCAAAUUAAAAUAAAUACAUUAUUCAUGACAACAGCAGCGAUACUCUUUCGUGUGCAAAAUAUUGCUGUUAACAGAUUUAUUUCAUCAUGGGUCACAUGAUUUUUUAAUAAAAUAUUAAUGACAACCUUAUCGAUUUCAAUGAUUUUGGCAUGUACUGUGUAUGUACUAAGGACAUCGCUUUGAGUAACUUUGAAAACUUUUAGCUGUUUAUUAAAAAAAUUAUAACAACCACUUUCAACCGAUCCGUUUAAACGGAUCAUUGAGAUCGCCCUUGAUAUCGCAAUUUUAUUGAUCUCCGCAUUGUUAUUGUAAAGUGUCUACAGAUCAAAUACGAAAUGUGCAAAAAGUAUGCUUGAGAAAAUCUGGGACAUUCUAUAUAAGUGUAAAUUAUUUUAACAUCAUACAUAUAACUCGUGUAUGUAUCGAGUCGAUUAUUACUUCUGGUUUCUUUCCCUCAGAAAAAAAGUAAUUCAACACUAGAAUCCUGUAUUGCCAAUGUCUAUAUAAUAUUAUGUCCUGUAACUCUAUAUAUUUUAAAAUACAUGCGUAUAUGGAGAAAAUGUGAAUCAAAUGUAUGACGCCUCAAUGGAUCAAUUAUCGCGUACUUUCUGAUCGAGAGUUUACUAGGUAAGAUGUACAAUAUGUUUUGGAAACGAUAUUAGAUGUAAAAUGUAUUUGUAGAAAAUAUAUUACGAUUUAGAUUAUAAACGAUCGUGCGUAUGUAUGCUGUCUUUUGUAUGUAGGUGCGACAUAAUAAUUCUAAACAUGUGUAAUGUAAAUAAAACCCAAAUAAAAUAUAGCAUUAAUAUAUGCAACGGUGGCAACGAA